Chiloscyllium plagiosum (whitespotted bambooshark) is the source of this 504-nucleotide messenger RNA. Lineage: Eukaryota; Metazoa; Chordata; Chondrichthyes; Orectolobiformes; Hemiscylliidae. The record is from RefSeq and is a predicted model, not a curated record.
UGUGGGAGUGCGCCUUUAAGAACAUCCGGGUGUCUGCUCGCGGGCUGCCAGACGAUGGCGGCUACCGUCCCCCUCCGGAGGAACCGGCCGGGGACUAAAGCUCAGGAUUUCUACAGCUGGCCAGAUGAAUCGCUGGACGAGAUGGACAGUACCCUGGCAGUUCAGCAGUACAUCCAGCAAAGCAUAAGGGACGAUACGUCGGACAUCGAGAAAAUUCUGGAGCCUCCAGAGGGGCAGGAUGAGGGAGUCUGGAAGUACGAGCAUCUCCGGCAGUUCUGUCUUGAGCUCAACGACCUGGCUGUCAAACUGCAGGGCGAGUGUCACUCGGACACAUGUACACAGAUGACAGCAACAGAGCAGUGGAUAUUCCUGUGUGCUGCACACAAAACACCCAAGGAGUGUCCUGCCAUUGACUACACCCGGCACACCCUGGAUGGAGCAGCGUGCUUACUGAACAGUAACAAGUACUUCCCCAGCCGGUAAGGGGGUGCUGGGCAGCAACAG